Bemisia tabaci is the source of this 2060-nucleotide messenger RNA. Its product is annotated as venom serine carboxypeptidase. Gene Ontology annotation, biological process: proteolysis. Lineage: Eukaryota; Metazoa; Arthropoda; Insecta; Hemiptera; Aleyrodidae. The record is from RefSeq and is a predicted model, not a curated record. Gene Ontology annotation, molecular function: serine-type carboxypeptidase activity.
GGGCAUUUAUAGUGUUCUUACAGCCACCAACGUAGAUCGAGCUAGAAGCAAUCGUGCGCAUAUUUGAUUUGAAUUCAAGUUUCGCCCAGAGAUUUCUCUCUGUGGCAAAUGAAAAAUCGGUCUCCCCCCAAAACAAAAUUCAAAGAAAUAGCGUUUCAAUUUCUCAGUUUAACUACAAAUUACCUAGCUUCGUUGUUUAUUUUGCCAUCUAACCUAAGCUUACAUUUGACUAUUUUAGGACUAUCCUCCAAACUUGAACAGAGAGCUCAUUAAAUAGCGAAACCUGUGACAUUCUCGAUUGCUAUGUCACGUUAUCACGUUGAUGCAAUGACGAGAUUUUCCGGUAAAAAGUCGAUGCUGUUUUUAGUGACUAUAUUUCUCGCGGUUCACGAUGGUUUCAGCACCUCUGAUAAUUUUUCCAUUCGUGGCCCUAGCAGUGUUAAUCAAUCCAAAAGGGAAGACGACAAAGACCUACGUAUUAUUGCUAGUGAAACCCACGAGAUUGACAAUCUGAUUGACAACAAUCACCAAAGUGAUCAUAAUCGAUCGAUUGAUACACAAAUUAUCGAGGAACUGAAAGUCAAUACCCGCGACUUUCUCGCUGAUGACAAAAUUAUCAGUAAGAAAGACGGGGCACUAUUUUUGACACCACUCAUCGAGGCUGGCCAAAUAGAAAAGGCCCAACAUCUUUCUGAGGUUUCUCUCGUUAGAGACAUCAAGAGCUACGCUGGAUAUUUAACUGUGAAUAGCACUAGCGGCGCUAAUCUAUUCUUCUGGCUUUUUAAAAGUCAACAAGGUAAGUUUGAAGAACGUCCGCUGAUCGUGUGGCUGCACGGAGGACUAGCCCAAACGGCAAUGUUCGGCCUAUUCAGAGACACGGGCCCUUUUUACAUCGGGCGCGACAAGAAACUGAAACGCAGAAAAUACGCCUGGACUCAAAAAUACAACAUGGUCUUCGUCGACAACCCGGUUGGCGCUGGAUUCAGCUUCACGAAAUCAGAAUCAGGGUACUCCACGAGUUUAAAGGCUGUGACUGAGGAUCUUUAUAAAUUCUUGGUUCAGCUACACAAAAUGUUCCCGUCUUUUAAGCAAAACAAACUCGUGCUCGUAGGAGAGUCUACCGGAACGGUGUACGCGGAGCUGCUGGCCCAAAAGAUCUUUGAGGAAAACAAGGUUUCCGAUCUCAAGUUGAAUUUAAGGAGGUUGAUUAUAGCGAGCAGACAUACGGACCGGGGGAUGCUCCGAAGGAGCAGUUCGUUCCUUUUCGAGUUGGGUCUGAUCGACGACUUCCAGAGGCAGGAAAUCGCUGGCUAUGAGGAAGAACUGCGAGCAAUUGAAUUGGUCGGAAAUGCAACCGAGUCGGGAAUCCACUGGGCCCAAACGGUAAAGCGCAUUAAAGAAUUUACCGGGCUGAGAGACACUCUAGAUUUCGUACACGAUGACAUCGGCGUGUACCAGAAGAAAGCAUCAUCCUGGUUCCUGAAUCAACCCGAGAUAAAGAAAGCUCUUCACGUAGGCGAACACGAGUUCACGGAAAAUUCCGCGGAGGCUGGCGAACAUUUGCACCGAACUCCAUGGGCAUCGACCAAACCAGCGGUCGAAUCCAUGCUCACGGAUGGAUCUCUACCGAUUUUGAGCGUAUACGGUCAGCUGGACCCAUUCAGGUCAAUCAGGGGCAGGAUGUUCGAUGCCUACGAGUGGCCUCGGUCCAAAGAAUACUUCAAGGCGAAGAGGUGUCAGUUUACGGUGGGGGAUGAAGUGGCUGGAUAUUACAAAACGACCGGACCUCUAACCGAAGUUCUGUUGCGGAAUUCGGGGCACCUGAUUGCUGCUGCUAAACCCCGGUGGGCUCUCGAAUUGAUCGAUAGGUUUAUUGGCGAUGAGAAGAGUUUUCAGUGCUCUUGACCAAGCGUGGCCUGAGCAAAAAUGGAGGUAUUCCUGCCAAAUGGAACUAUGUGCAUUAAGACAGGCCCUAAGACACACAAGAAUAUAUCGACGGUGUAAGUCGGCAAUCACAUAACUCGGAUUGUGACGUUGCAGACCUCCUCUCAUACUUUAUU